AUGGCAUUCUUUGAGAACUACCGGGUCUAUGUGCUCGCGUCGGUGGCCUACCUGGGCUCCUUUUUGUUUGCGGUGCUGACGGCGUCCCGAGGCUACGACACGGGCGUGAUGGGCAGCGUGCUGGCGCUGACGAGUUUCCGGCGGGACUUUGGGCUGCCGACGCAGAAGUCGGCCUUUUCGACGUCGCGCAACGCGGCCAUCUCGGCCAACGUCGUCUCGCUCCUGACGGCCGGCUGUUUCUUCGGCUCGAUCGCGGCAGCCUUUCUGAACGACCGGUUCGGGCGACGUCGCACGCUCGUCUUCUUCAUCCUCUGGUUCCUCCUCGGUGCAGCCGUUCAGACGGGUGCGCGCCACUCGAUCGGACAGAUCUAUGCCGGCCGCGUGCUGGCCGGCAUCGGUGUUGGCGGCAUGUCGGCCGUGACGCCCGUGUUUGUGACUGAGAACGCGCCGGCACGGCUGCGUGGCCGCAUCGCCGGCCUCUUCCAAGAAUUUUUCGUCAUCGGCAGCACGUUUGCCUACUGGCUCGACUACGGCGUCGCCCUGCACGUGCCGGCUGGCACUCGUCAGUGGCGCAUCCCCGUGGCCCUGCAGCUCGUCCCGGGCGCCCUGAUGCUGGUCGGCCUCUGCUUCCUCAAGGAGUCGCCGCGCUGGCUCGUCCGUGCCGGCCGCCAUGAUGAGGCCCUCGCCUCGCUUGCCUACAUCCGCAAUCGGCCGGCCGACGAUGUGGACGUCGUCCGCGAGCUCGCCGAGAUCCGCGCCUCCCUCGACGAGGAGCUCGCUGCUACCGAGGGCGUCACCUGGCGCGAGUGCCUCCUCGUCCCCCAGAACCGCCUUCGCUUCUUGCUCGCCUUCAUCUUCGAGAGCAUCGGCGUCAGCUCUACCCACGCCUCCCUCUUCGCUACCGGUAUCUACGGCACCGUCAAGGUCGUCACCACUGCCAUCUUCCUCCUCGUCGGCAUCGAUUUCUGGGGCCGCCGCAUAUCCCUCAUCUGUGGCGCUGUCUGGAUGGCUGCCAUGAUGUUCAUCAUCGGUGCCGUUCUGCAUACCCAUCCCCCUGACACCUCCAGUUCCGUCGUCUCGCCUGCCUCCCAGGCCAUGGCUGCCAUGAUCUACCUCUUUGUCAUCGGCUACUCGGCCUCCUGGGGGCCGACCCCUUGGGUCUUUGUCAGCGAGAUCUUUCCCACCCGUCUUCGUCCUUAUGGCGUCGGGUUGGCUGCCACCACUCAGUGGCUCUUCAACUUUGUCGUCACCGAGUUCACGCCCUCGGCCGUCAGCAACAUUGGCUACCGUGUCUUUAUCAUGUUUGGCGUCUUCUCUGUCGCCAACGCGCUCUUUGCCUUCUUUCUCGUCAAGGAGACCAAGGGCCGCAGCCUCGAGGACAUCGACAUCCUGUUUGGCAAUGUUUCCGAGGAGCAGCGCCGUGCCGAUGUCGACCAGGUCUUGCACAAGGCCGGUGCCGACCACGUUGAUGACAAGGCUGUUGAGCUGGGCCCGGCGGAAUCCCGCGUGUGA
This is a messenger RNA of Grosmannia clavigera kw1407, 1512 nucleotides long. Its product is annotated as quinate permease. The record is from RefSeq and is a predicted model, not a curated record. Gene Ontology annotation, cellular component: membrane. Gene Ontology annotation, molecular function: carbohydrate:proton symporter activity. The transcript is spliced from 4 exons. Bases 1 to 1512 code for a protein of 503 amino acids. Gene Ontology annotation, biological process: carbohydrate transport; transmembrane transport. Lineage: Eukaryota; Fungi; Ascomycota; Sordariomycetes; Ophiostomatales; Ophiostomataceae.